This is a messenger RNA of Pelobates cultripes (western spadefoot toad), 206 nucleotides long. The record is from the annotation of a GenBank genome assembly. NCBI's taxonomy places the organism in Eukaryota, Metazoa, Chordata, Amphibia, Anura, Pelobatidae.
AGCAGGGAAGCUGUGUGGCUGACCUAGACCUGCCAAACUACAGGUGGGGAGACCGGGCCGCUAUACCACCUACCUCCCAACCAGCCCCAGAAAUAAGAGACCUUAUAGACUGGUCCUGGGAAGACAUCCAGUUGGCAGGUGGAGAUGGGACCAAAGUCUCUCCACCAGCUCUACAGGGACGCUGGUCAGCCUGCCCAGAUCUCUAA